GGAAGUGCCGGGGUGGCUGACAGAGCCCGAUCCUGCCUGGUAGCUGCAGCGAGCUGGGUUGCGGUUCUGGGGCCUGGGUGAGGGCUGGAGGCUUGAGUGGGACUUGGCGUGGGGGUCGCCAGCGGGUUGGGUGGCGGGAUGAUGGAGGAGGAGGAAUUGGAGUUCGUGGAGGAGCUGGAAGCCGUGCUGCAGCUCACGCCCGAGGUGCAGCUAGCCAUAGAGCAGGUAUUUCCAAGCCAGGAUCCUUUAGAUCGAGCAGAUUUCAAUGCUGUCGAGUAUAUCAAUACCCUGUUCCCAACAGAGCAGUCUCUGGCAAACAUAGAUGAAGUCGUGAACAAAAUUAGACUGAAAAUAAGGAGACUGGAUGACAAUAUUCGAACUGUUGUAAGAGGUCAGACAAACGUGGGACAGGAUGGAAGGCAAGCACUGGAGGAGGCUCAAAAAGCUAUUCAGCAACUCUUCGGCAAAAUCAAAGAUAUCAAAGACAAAGCAGAAAAAUCAGAGCAGAUGGUGAAGGAAAUCACCCGUGAUAUUAAGCAGUUAGAUCACGCCAAACGCCACCUGACCACCUCUAUCACAACCCUGAACCACCUGCACAUGUUGGCAGGCGGCGUCGAUUCCCUGGAAGCCAUGACGAGGCGAAGACAGUAUGGAGAAGUUGCUAAUCUCCUUCAGGGUGUAAUGAAUGUCCUGGAGCACUUCCACAAGUAUAUGGGAAUCCCACAGAUCCGGCAGCUGUCUGAGAGAGUGAAGGCCGCACAGACUGAGUUAGGACAGCAGAUCCUGGCUGACUUUGAAGAAGCAUUUCCUUCCCAGGGUACCAAGAGACCAGGAGGACCCAGCAAUGUCCUACGAGAUGCAUGUCUGGUUGCUAAUAUUUUGGAACCCAGAAUCAAACAGGAAAUCAUCAAAAAGUUUAUUAAACAGCAUCUGUCAGAGUAUCUAGUACUUUUUCAAGAAAACCAAGAUGUUGCCUGGCUAGACAAAAUCGACAGACGCUAUGCCUGGAUAAAACGCCAGCUUGUGGACUAUGAGGAGAAAUACGGCCGUAUGUUUCCACGUGAGUGGUACAUGACGGAGAGGAUUGCAGUGGAGUUUUGCCAUGUGACAAGGACAGAACUUGCCAAGAUUAUGCGUACCAGAGCUAAGGAAAUUGAGGUGAAAUUGCUUCUUUUUGCUAUUCAGAGAACAACUAACUUUGAGGGGUUUCUUGCAAAACGCUUCUCUGGCUGUACCCUGACAGAUGGAACCCUGAAGAAACUCGAGUCUCCACCCCCAUCUACCAAUCCCUUCCUGGAAGAUGAGCCAACACCAGAGAUGGAGGAGCUGGCAACAGAGAAAGGAGAUUUAGAUCAACCAAAGAAGCCUAAAGCCCCGGACAAUCCAUUUCAUGGCAUUGUUUCCAAGUGUUUUGAGCCUCAUCUCUACGUGUAUAUUGAGUCCCAGGACAAGAACCUUGGAGAGCUGAUAGAUCGGUUUGUGGCUGAUUUCAAAGCCCAGGGGCCACCUAAGCCCAACACUGAUGAAGGGGGUGCUGUGCUCCCGAGCUGUGCCGACCUCUUUGUCUACUACAAGAAGUGCAUGGUGCAGUGCUCUCAACUCAGUACCGGGGAGCCAAUGAUCGCCCUGACCACCAUCUUCCAGAAGUACCUCCGAGAAUACGCCUGGAAAAUCCUCUCUGGCAACCUGCCCAAAACCACAACCAGCAGUGGAGGGCUGACCAUCAGCAGCCUCCUCAAGGAAAAGGAGGGCUCAGAAGCGGCCAAGUUCACCCUGGAGGAACUCUGCCUCAUCUGCAGCAUCCUGAGCACGGCAGAGUACUGUCUGGCCACCACCCAGCAGCUAGAAGAAAAACUCAAAGAAAAAGUUGAUGUAAGUCUGACCGAACGAAUCAAUCUGACCGGAGAAAUGGAUACCUUCAGCACUGUCAUCUCCAGCAGUAUUCAGCUUUUGGUUCAGGAUCUGGAUGCCGCCUGUGACCCUGCCCUGACUGCCAUGAGCAAGUUGAACAGUUCAGUACUCUACCCAGCACAGCCCCGGGAGUGGCGAGGCUCGGGGAGGCAUUGA
Otolemur garnettii (small-eared galago) is the source of this 2067-nucleotide messenger RNA. RefSeq names its product VPS53, GARP complex subunit (gene VPS53). Gene Ontology annotation, biological process: retrograde transport, endosome to Golgi. The coding region runs from base 139 to 2067 and encodes 642 amino acids. The transcript is spliced from 18 exons. Gene Ontology annotation, cellular component: GARP complex. The record is from RefSeq and is a predicted model, not a curated record. Lineage: Eukaryota; Metazoa; Chordata; Mammalia; Primates; Galagidae.